This is a messenger RNA of Symbiodinium natans, 477 nucleotides long. NCBI's taxonomy places the organism in Eukaryota, Dinophyceae, Suessiales, Symbiodiniaceae. The record is from the annotation of a GenBank genome assembly.
AUGCGCUGGCUGCUUUGGCUCUGGGCUGCCCUCGCUCGAGCGGAACUCUUUGAAGUGAAGAGCGCGCUCACCUUCGAGAAGGAGAUCUUCGCGUCGCAGCACGUGUGGGCCGUUGGCUUCGUGAACGGCGAGCGACCGAACCCGGCCUUCGAUGCGGCGUUGGACAAAUUGCCGGCGCUGCUGCCGCAGCUGCGCUUUGCUCGGUUGGACGUCACCGUCCCUGAGAACGGCCCCGCGGCUUCGGAGGUGAACGUGCGCAGGCGGACUGCGCCCAAACUGAUGCUGCUGCCCUCGCGCGCGCGCUCGGGGGUCGAGGUCAAGGUGCUGCCCGAGGAGGGGGAACCCGACCCCGAGAGCAUCUCCCAGGCAGCCCUGAAGGUGCUCGAGGAGAACGAGCUCGACGAUGAAAGCGGGCGCCAGGAUCGGCAGUCAGGGCGAAAAAUUGAGUUGAGUGACUUGGGGUUUUCGUUGCCCUAA